CCCAGGCUCUUCACACUGACUGAAAGCAUGGGUCCCCUGCUGCUUCUUCUACCGCUGCUCGCCGUGGCGGCCCAUGCCGAGCACUUUCUCCCUCUAGACUGCGGCGCCAUCCGCGACCGCAACGCCAGCAGCCCCAGCGGUGUGUAUGCCACCUACCCGGCAGGCCCCCUCUCCCCGCUGCGCGUCUACUGCGACAUGGAGAGCGACGGCGGGGGCUGGACAGUGUUCCAGCGCAGACUCGAUGGCUCUGUGAACUUCUUCCGACCCUGGGAGGCCUAUCGAGCGGGUUUUGGUAGCGCCGACGGGGAGCUCUGGCUGGGCCUAGAGAACAUGCUGCUGCUGACGCUGCGGACACAGAACGAGCUGCGUGUGGACAUGGAGGACUGGGCAGGGAACCGGGCGCACGCCCACUAUGCCUCCUUCUCGCUGGAGCCUGAGGCGGCCGGCUACCAGUUGGCCCUGGGGCGCUUCGUGGACGGGGAGGCGGGGGAUGCCAUGAGUGGCCACAACGGCAUGAAGUUUACCACCUUCGACAGGGACCAGGACAGCUGGGGGAAGAACUGCGCGAGCCAAUAUAUGGGUGCGUUCUGGUACAGCGCCUGCCACACGGCAAACCCUAACGGUUUAUAUAUACCAAAAUCGAAUUCACCACAUGAAUCAGUGUACAACAGCUGGAAAACUUGGAAAGGGAAUGGGUACUCUUUGAAAAGCAUCUCAAUGAAAAUGAGACCGGUGUCUCAAUGUUCUCAUUCUACUGAUUUUUGAGGGUUGGUCUGUCUAUGGGACCUGUUGAUCUAUAAUUGUACUGACAUGGUUUGUACCAAAGUAAAGCUUUGUCCAACAUCAAAA
Clupea harengus (Atlantic herring) is the source of this 849-nucleotide messenger RNA. Its product is annotated as microfibril-associated glycoprotein 4-like. The record is from RefSeq and is a predicted model, not a curated record. The transcript has a single exon. NCBI's taxonomy places the organism in Eukaryota, Metazoa, Chordata, Actinopteri, Clupeiformes, Clupeidae. The coding region runs from base 28 to 765 and encodes 245 amino acids.